Trichoderma gamsii is the source of this 2505-nucleotide messenger RNA. RefSeq lists its product as hypothetical. Gene Ontology annotation, molecular function: ferric-chelate reductase activity. The transcript has a single exon. The record is from RefSeq and is a predicted model, not a curated record. Bases 1 to 2505 code for a protein of 834 amino acids. Gene Ontology annotation, biological process: intracellular iron ion homeostasis; copper ion import; iron ion transport. Gene Ontology annotation, cellular component: plasma membrane. Lineage: Eukaryota; Fungi; Ascomycota; Sordariomycetes; Hypocreales; Hypocreaceae.
AUGGCACCCCAGGUGCAGGAGCUCGCCUUCCAAGCCACGCGAAGCAUUUCCGAUGUUGCAAAGCGGAUACUGAUUCCCUUGACUCCUACAAGCCCGCCGGGUCUUGUCCAGGCGAAUACUGUCGAUCCCUGGGCCAAAGCCGGCAAAUAUGCUCUGGGAUGGACCUACUUUGCAGCCGCGCUCUCUGGCUGCGUAUUCUUGGUCCGCGUGUGGCACUAUUGGCAGGACAAGAUUCGACAGGCCAUUUACAAACAACAAGUCGAGGCUCACUAUCGGGACACUUACAAUGUUGACGCCGAGUUUGUCAUGGAUGCGAUUCGCUCUGGCACGGCCUCGGAGUUCUUCACUGAGGGUAACCAUAUAGGCGAGAAUAAGUUUCGUCCGAAAGCGCAUUUCUCUUCCAUUGGAUUUGUAAACGACACGUUAGCAUUGUUACGAUGGGUGUUUUACCGGUCUAUUCCCGAUAUUGUCAUCGGAAAGUUUCGGUUUACUUUCUCGUCGCUUGCGGUCCUGACGGCAACCUUUAUCGCCCUUGCUUUCGUCACCCUUUAUACCUUUUUGCAGCAGCCACUUUACUGGGAGAGCAUUCGAUUUGGAGCACCGCCUGUGGCGAUCAGAGCCGGUAUGCUCUCCGUGGCACUGACCCCAUGGAUUGUGGCUACGAGCAUGAAGUCGAAUCUAUUAACCCUAUUCCUUGGCAUUGGGCCAGAGCGACUGAAUGUAUUUCACCGAUGGCUCAGCUACAUUGCUUUAUUUCUUGCCCUGGUUCACAUGAUCCCUUUCUACAUUCAACCUGUGUGGGAUGACAACGGCAUGUCUGUUUGGGUUUCGGUUUUCCCACCUGGUAGCGGCAUAAUAUACGGUAGCGGCAUUGCCUGCAUAGUACCAUUGAUUUGGCUAUGUGUGACAUCUUUCCCUUGGAUCCGAAGAGUCGCCUACGAAUUGUUUGUCAUGUGCCACGUUCCCGUUGGUAUUCUGUACGUUGGUGUAUUGUUCUGGCAUACCAAGAAUCGUCUGAUGACCUGGGACUAUCUCUAUGUAACUGUGGCCAUCUGGGGAGCGUGUAAUAUCGCACGACUCUUCAAGCUCAACUGGACCAAACCAGGACGACUGUCUUUCAUGGUCGGUGAUGAGGCUGCCAUUACCCUCAUGGCUGAGAACGCAAUCAAGGUCACUAUACCUACCCAGAUGCGUUGGAAGCCGGGCCAAUAUGUAUACCUCCGUAUGCCUGGCAUUUCCUUCCUCGACAACCAUCCAUUCACUAUUUCAUCUCUCUGCAGUGAAGAUUUCCCUUCCGAGUAUGGAGAGAAUUACCGAGAUUGUAUUCUCCUCUUCAAAGCAUAUGGUGGCUUUACACGCAAAGUUCUAGAAACUGCAAUCGAAAAGGGCCCCUUUCAUACAUACCGUGCAUUUUUAGAUGGCCCAUAUGGCGGAAUGACGCGCGAUUUGGCUGCUUUUGAUACUUGUAUCCUCAUUGCGGGUGGAAGUGGUAUUACUUCACUGAUUUCUCAGCUUCUCUACCUAGUGAAGCGAAUGCGUGAUGGCAAAGCCAUCAGCAGGAAAGUUGUAGUCGUUUGGUCUAUGAAAAAGCUGGAAGACAUGGACUGGUUCCGAGAAGAGCUGCGCAUCUGCCGCGAAUCUGCGCCUCCCGAGAGCGUAAGCUGCAAGUUCUUCGUCACUGGAGCGGUUCGCAAUCGGCCCGGGCAGCUCAUGACUGCUCCCAUCAAUGGGGGAGCCAGCCGAGCCUUGACUCACAAGCUCCACGACAAACUUGAUGGUUUCGUCGCAGGCAUUGCUUCGAAGCGAAACUCGGCCUUUAUUCAAGCUGAAGCACAGGGUGAUCCGGAACGCGAGCGCGAACUCCGGGCUGAGAAUGAGGAUCGUAUCACAGCGCUUCCACACCAAAAGUUCUUGCAACCUCAUCAAUAUCCACCUCCACCACCCAAUCCGCCUUCUGAAACGUCGACGAUAAAUCCAACCGUUGCGUCUGAAGAUAACUUUGACCGCAAACUCAACGAAAAUGGCUAUCCCGAGGACAAAAAGCCACAGGCCUCGGAGCAGGAGCAGGAAAUCCAACCUGUCCCAGCUCAUCCUAUUCCAGUUCCGGAGCUUGCACAUUUAUACAACACUGGUAUUCCCGUCGGGGCUACCGAGCGUCCCAUAUCUACCUUUGGCCCACCUGCCGGGUUUGACUUUGGCUUCCCAGAAACUCCCACCGAGUUCCAAAAGAACCUUAUGCGAUCCGCGUUCCCCAUGCCACACCAGACUGAGGACGGUUGGACCAUUGAGUACGGCCGGCCCGAACUCGGAUACAUGCUCAAGCAAUGGGCGACUGGUGGGCCAGAGGGCAGAGGCAUCCUUGGCCGAAGGACUGCCGUCUUUGUCUGUGGUCCUCCGGGGAUGAGAGUCGGUGUGGCCAACACGGUGGCAAAACUCCAAGCGGAAAUUUGGGGCGAUGAUGAGCUGGAGGAAAUAUUCUUGCAUACGGAGAAUUAUGCUCUAUAG